Gastrolobium bilobum is the source of this 965-nucleotide messenger RNA. RefSeq names its product protein ANTI-SILENCING 1-like. NCBI's taxonomy places the organism in Eukaryota, Viridiplantae, Streptophyta, Magnoliopsida, Fabales, Fabaceae. The transcript has 3 exons. Gene Ontology annotation, molecular function: RNA binding; chromatin binding. The coding region runs from base 90 to 659 and encodes 189 amino acids. The record is from RefSeq and is a predicted model, not a curated record.
UUCAAUUCUCUCACCACAGAGAGGUUAGAGCUUGUUCUACAAAAUUUCCCUCUUUUUUAUUUUCCUUUUCUCUUCGUAUCAGAAUUGAUAUGGCAGAACCACACAUGGGAGAAGAAGAAGAAGAGAGUCUUGAAUUCAAGUGGGGCAAAAAGAGAGGAAUUGGUGGUAAGAAAAAGGAUGUUCAAUUCUACGGUUCUUUCACAUACGAUGGUGAUGAGUACGCACUCUUUGAUAAUGUGUAUCUUCACAUUGAAAGUGAACCCGAGCCUUAUAUUGGGAAGAUCAUAAAGAUAUGGGAGAAUCGUGACAAGUCCAAGAAAGUUAAGGUUCAGUGGUUUUUCCGUCCGCGUGAGAUUCAAAAGUUCACUGAAGGAAUCGAGAUUCUUGACAACGAAUUGUUCUUUGCUUGUGGUGAAGGCAUAGGCCUCACAAAUGUCAAUCCUUUGGAAGCUGUUGCUGGAAAAUGCAAUGUUGUUUGUAUUUCUAAGGAUGACAGGAAUCCACAACCAUCGGAUGAAGAACUUCAAAGGGCUCAUUUUGUAUUCCGUCGUUUCUUUAAUGUUGGGGAGAAGAAAAUUUUGGAUGAGAUAGAUGACAAGAUUGCUGGAAUUGAAGUUAAAAAUAUAUUUAACAAAAGAGAAAGUCAAGAUGGAAGUUAGUAGGAAGCAACAGGUAAAUGAUUAUUGUGUUGGGGAGGAAGUGCCUUUCUAGUAGUUGAAGCUUGACAAAAAGACAAUGACUUCCUAGUGAAAAGCUGCAUUAGGAAUCUUGUACAGAGUUACCAAAUAUGGAACACAAAUUAGAAUUUUGUGUGAUGGAAGUCACUUGAAGAUCUGAUUCUGUAUGUUGUACUGCACGGAUUGGUGCUUGCUUGUAAUUCAUGCUAGAUUAUAAACAAAUGAUGAUUCAUUUGCAUUUAAUGACAUUUGAUUGUGAAAUUUGGUGCCCUUGAAUCAAUGUAGUUU